Messenger RNA from Thunnus maccoyii (southern bluefin tuna), 1392 nucleotides. RefSeq lists its product as uncharacterized. The record is from RefSeq and is a predicted model, not a curated record. The transcript has 7 exons. NCBI's taxonomy places the organism in Eukaryota, Metazoa, Chordata, Actinopteri, Scombriformes, Scombridae. Bases 15 to 1094 code for a protein of 359 amino acids.
GUGAGGUGUCAAAGAUGCCGCUCAGUGCAUUCACCCUAAGAGACACUUCAGGAGUUCAUUCAGAUUUGGCACUAGGACUCUCAGAGCUGGAGCAAAAGCUUUGCCAGCAUUUCCAACGCAUUGAAAUAAGAGGGAAAAGAAACAGGAAAGUUCCCCUCCUUUUAACACCGGACAUGCUGUCCUCAAUGGAAGCCUUGGUUGCACAUCGGCGGGCCUGUGGUGUACCGAAUGAAAAUCCCUUUUUCUUCUCCAGACCUGAAGCAGAGACUCACUUGAGGGGAUCAGAUGCCAUCAGACAGAUUGCAAGGGAAUGCGGGGCCAAGCAUCCUGAAACUCUGUCCUCAACGAAGUUGAGAAAACAUGUAUCGACACUGUCCACAGUCCUGAACCUUAGAGAUAAUGAGAUGGACAUACUCGCAAAUUUUCUCGGCCAUGACAUCCGUGUGCAUAGACAGUACUAUAGACUACCUGAAGGAACACUGCAGUUGGCCAAGGUCAGCAAAGUGCUGAUUGCCCUAGAACAAGGCCGACUGUCAGACUUCAAGGGAAUGAGCCUGGACGAGAUCCAAAUCGAUCCCAAUGAGGGAGUGCUAGAGGCUGUAGACAGUGAUCAUUCAGAGACAGAGAGGGACUCAUCUGUCUGCUCCUCUUCGUCAGGAUCGUCAAGAUGUAAUACAAGACAGCCUACCAUGGAUGAGUUUGGAUCCUCAACAACUAAGAAAAGAAAGAAAAUGGAGUCUGACAGUGAUGACCCGGACACAGGACCUUCAAGAUCCAACAGUGGACAGUGGACCUCUGAUGAGCCUGGCAGUGUUGAACCUACUAUCGUAGGAUCCUCAAAAUCUAAAAAAAGACAGCGACUUGAAACAGAAACCUCUAAGAGGAGGAAUUGGUCAUUUGUGGAGGUCCAGGCUGUUGAAAAAACACUAAAAGCCUUCAUAGAAUCUGGUAAAGUACCAGGGAAAUCAGAGUGUGUUUCCUGUAUUCAAGCUUCACCAGAUGCUCUUCAAAAGAGAAGCUGGACGGCGGUGAAGUUCUAUGUUAAGAAUCGGAUUACUGCCAUUCAGUGUGAAAGCGCAAAAAGACUUUACUGAAUGUGUGUUGGUGCAUGUGAUGCUCUUAGUUGUUACUUGUUGAUGAAUGUGAUGCCCUGUGUACUUGUUGUCACUAGGAGUGAAUGUUUUAAACCAAUUAUGCUGCAACUAUUUUGAUUAUUGAUUAAUCUUUUUUAAUUAUUUUCUUGAUUAAUUGAUUCGUUGUUUAAUCUAUAAAAUGUCAGAAAAUGGUGAAAAAUGUUCACCAGUUUUUCCGAAAUCGCUAAGAUGGCGUCCUCAAAUGUCUUGUUUUAUUCAUAACUCAAAGAUCUUCAGUUUACUGUCAGAGGACUAAAGA